Molecule: messenger RNA, 525 nt
Organism: Brassica rapa (field mustard)
Lineage: Eukaryota; Viridiplantae; Streptophyta; Magnoliopsida; Brassicales; Brassicaceae
Source: RefSeq, a predicted model, not a curated record
AUGGGUAAUGAAGACAAUGAAGAAGAGGAGAUGAUAGUAACAUCCAAACUUCAACUUGUCUUGGCGGCAUCAUCACCAGUGAUAAGUCAUCACGUGUCACUAUCACUCUUGUCUUCCCCUGAUGACUUAUCACACUCUCGUGCUUCGGUUCCUUUCUCAUGGGAAGAAAAACCUGGCAAGCCUAAACAACAUACUCUUCUUCUUCGAGGAGCUCCUCCUAAUAACCCCAGCCGUCUUCAUUUGCCUCCGAGACUGCUCCUUCCUGAUGAACCUACCAAAAUGCAUCUGGCUUCAGAUCAUCCUCAUCAUCUAGCCGCGUUGAAACGGUGGUUCCGGUGGAAGAAAGUUAGGGCUAACGAUGAUGACGUGACCGGGAAGUUUAGUUUUGUCCUUUCACCGGAAAAUGGAAAUGAUACGAAGAUCACAAAAACUAAAAGUCGUCUCCAUUGUCUCUCUGACCCGGCUACGUGUUACUUAUGGGAAGUUCCGUGGAAGAAGAAUAAGCUGAAAAGAGAUGACUUUUGA